Molecule: messenger RNA, 393 nt
Organism: Pistacia vera
Lineage: Eukaryota; Viridiplantae; Streptophyta; Magnoliopsida; Sapindales; Anacardiaceae
Product: S-protein homolog 1-like
Exons: 1
Coding region: 1-393 (130 amino acids)
Source: RefSeq, a predicted model, not a curated record
AUGGCUCAAACACCAGCUUCUUCAGAAGAAGUUGACAAGUUUUUUCGACAUUAUUUCAAGGUUCACAUAAUCAAUGGAUUUAAGAGCAAUGAAAAGCCUUUUAUUAUUCAUUGUUAUUCACAUGACGAUGAUCUCGGAGAGCAUACCCUUUGGAUGAAAGGUGAAUUCAAGUUUAAAUUUGGUGUACACAUGAUUAUACCACCUACUUAUUUCUGGUGCGACAUGCAAUGGGGCACAAAGAAGAAGAGAAUCGAUGUUUUCACCAUGGAUACUGAAGCUGCUCUCUGCAGUGACACUGGGAAUUGCUUUUGGCUUGUUAAAGAGACUGGAUUCUAUUUAAGCAAGGAUCAAAAUCAAUGGGUGAAGAUGUACUACUGGCCAUUUGAUGUGUAA